This is a messenger RNA of Malassezia restricta, 3690 nucleotides long. RefSeq names its product CCR4-NOT transcriptional complex subunit CAF120. The transcript has a single exon. The coding region runs from base 1 to 3690 and encodes 1229 amino acids. The record is from RefSeq and is a predicted model, not a curated record. Lineage: Eukaryota; Fungi; Basidiomycota; Malasseziomycetes; Malasseziales; Malasseziaceae.
AUGGUCGUGUCGGCGGCUGCGAAUCGUGGAGGCCGCAGCAGUAUGGAGAGUGGCAGUGCGGGACUGCGUGCCUCGUUCGCGAGUGUGCGCUCAAGCAUCGGUGCCGGUGUGGGCGAUCCACACCGCAUGUCGUUUGACCGCUCGGAAUCGCAUGCGUCCAUACGGCCCAUGAACGCGUACCAGCCGCUGGAGGACGGGCCGCACCGGUCGUCGGUGUCGUCUGCCAUGUUCUCGGGACCGCGUCUGAGCUUCUCCGUGGACGGGCCGUCGUUCACCUUCAAGAGCGCCGAUCUUCGCCGUGCGUUGGAGCUUCACGAGGCACUCGCACGCAAGGCCUACAUGGAGGGGUACCUGCUGGUGCGCCAUGCCCUCGGUGUUGACGGCCAGCCAGAUCACCGCACGAACCGCUUUGACACAUGGACCGAGUGCUUUGUCCAGCUCCGCGGCACGGUCCUGAGUCUCUGGGAGGCGCAGCGUCUCGCCGACGCCGCGCAGCAGGGCCGCGACGUGCCGCCCAUGUACAUCAACGUGACUGAAGCACUCGUGGACUAUAUCGGCAUGUACGUCGAUGCCCCCUUGUCCGACCCCGGCACCCGCCGCACCCUAUACCAUGUCUUUGCUCUGAACUCGGCGGGCCAGAAUCGCGUCCUGUUCUGCUUCCAUAUCCCGCCGCCGUGUGACCCAGCGAAGGUCGAGCAGCGCCUCUCACCCAAGAAUGCGCAGCAUCCCGAGCAUGCCGCUGUCGUUGAAUGGCGCCGCAUCGGCCUGCAGUACCUGCAGGCGUGGAUCAACGCCAUCCGACUCGCGUCGUGGGAGCGCAUGCGUCUCGACGAGAUUUACACGGGCGCGCUCAUCCGCGCGCGCCUCAGUGCGGUCAAGGGGGCUGACGUCGCCGACGUCUCGGAGCUUGCCGUGCGCUCACCGCUCGUCAAGGGCCGGCACGAGGGCUUUGUGCGCGCACGGUUCAUGGGCUCGACAGAGUGGCGCCGCUGCUGGAUGGUCGUCCAGUCGCACUGGUCGGAUGGCGAGCAGGCCACCGGCCUCCGCCGCAUACUCCGCCUCGGCGGUGAUCGCACGAGUGUCGUGGCCGAGUCGACGCACCCGCCGCCGCCGCCCCCUGGCGUGAUUCCGUCGCCGGCUGUGGCGCACUUCUACGACUCGCGGCGCAGCAAGCAGCCCUUCGCGAGUCUGUGGCAUGUGCGGCACGUAUAUGCCGUGUACCCGUCGCGUGCGCAGCUCGUAGAGGACAGCGUGCUGUUCAAGGCCGAGGGAUCGCUGCCGCACGCGUCCACGACGUCGGCGACGCUGCACCCACGCACAUCGGGCUGGGUCAUGUUUAUGCCUGACAUUCCCGCGGGCCAGGCGCGCGGUGCGAAUGCUGAGAUGAUGAAGUGGAUUAUUGCGAUGAUGGAUGCCUUUGGGCUGUAUGGUCGUCCGGAUCAGUUUGCGUGGGACCCACGCAGCGCCCACUCGCCGUUCUUUGCGUACCCGAUCGGGCCGUUCAAGGACCACCUGUUCCUUGAUCGCGCGCUGGCCGAGUGCCUGGACAUCUCGGUCGAAGACCACAUGGCGACGCGCCAGAUGCUGCAUGACAUUAUGGCCGCACGUAUGCGUGGCGAGCAGACGGCGAUCGCGCCGCCGCUGCCGGCGAUCCUGUCGCAGAGUGCGUCGCAGCCCGCGCCGGCCCCGACGACGCCCGCUGACGCCCUCCCGACGCCGCGCGCACCGCUCUCGAGCGAGAUGCCGACAGACGCUGCGCCCGCCGCUGACGCCAGGCCCGGUUCAGGGGAGGCGCUGCCUUCGGCCGCCCUCGCGGCCGGCACCUCGCCCACGGGCGCCUCUUCGUACGGUGUGCUAUCGUCCAGUGUCUCUUCCUACCAAGCCGCGCCCGCAUCCCGGGCAGAUCGAGACGCUGCGGAAGCUGGCGCCGCGCCCUCAGCGGAGGCAGAUCUGACGGCGCCCAAAAAACUCAAGGCCGCUGCCUUCCAGGCGCGCCGCUCAUCGAUGGAGCCGGCGGUGCAGGCACCACCCGCGCCUCAUCCCACGUUCGACCAGGCCUACCGCGAGUACGACCAUGCGGCGGCGUCCGGCCCAUCGACUUCCCUGUACGAGGCCCUGCCGACGUUGCCGCCGGUAUCGUCGGAGAUGGACGAAUUGGACCGCACACUCCAGGCGCUCACGACCGAGCCGGACACGCAGCCGAUCAACCCGCGGCACGAUCUGAUUUAUCCGUGGCCGAUCCCCGAGCAGGCGGAACAGACGCCCCUCUCGCCGAUCGCCGAAGCAUCGCAGGCCAGUGCGCCGCCCGUCAGUACGCAGACCCAGGCGAGCGCCUACGCCGGCACGCACAGUGCCCCGACCGAUGCGCCAGGCGCCAGUGCCUCGAGUGCCUCACCGGCGCUGCCAUCGACGCUGUCGUUCCUCGCGCCCUCCGUCGGCGCAAGUGUGCAUAGCGACAUGGAGCACGAGACGGAGGCGCCUGUCGUGCAAGACUACAUCGAGGAGCGCCAGGCGCUGCCCCCCGUCACGAGCUCCGUCGUAACGACCUCGCAGCCGCCGAGGCGUGCGCCCAUGCCGAGCAACGACGACGACGCGUACGGCGUGCCGGACGAGCAGCGCAGCCCGCCGGAUGCACCGCGGCGGCGCGUCAUGCCGAUCGACGACACGGGCGCGUACCCCUCGUCGUUUGGCCGCCGACAGCAGCCACCGCAGGCAUCGAGCGCGCAUGCCAAGCACGCGUCCGUCCGUCCAGGCCGCAUGCCCGGCGCCGUGUCUCAGGCCUCGCACGAGUGGGUCGAUCACGACGUCGAGCAUGACGUGCCGGAGGCACCAGCGGACGCGCCAGCGCCGGACCCCAGCGAGUUUUGGAUCUCGCCGUCCACGCCCGCGUCGGCGCAUGACCCGGCCCCCGACCCGGCUCCCCUGCCCGCGGCACCGAGCAUGGCGCCUUCUCAGCCGCUGCCGACCGCCCGCACCAAGGCAUCCGCGCCGCCGCGCACGACGUUUGUGAAGCUCGACGAUCCCCGCGCAUCGCGCGCGCACCCCACGCAGGGCCUCCUCGCCACCGCAUCGCAGGAGCGGCUCGCACGGAACGCACGUCAACAGGAGGCACGCGAGGCCGGACAGGCGCUCGUCCAGGUGCCCUCCAAGCCGCCGCCGCCGCAGGCCGGGCUCAUGGGCGCGAUCCACUCGCGCCACACGUCCACCGCGCCAGGCGAACAGCCGCGCCCGGCGCGCCCCGCGUCGGCAGCUGCGCCUCCCGUGUCGAGCCCACCGACGCCCUUGUGGCCGCAGCAGCAAAUGAUGAUGCACAUGUACUACUGGCAGCAGCAGCAGAUGAUGAUGAUGGGCAUGAUGCCGUACAUGUCGCGCGAGAACAUGAUCGCUCAGCAGCAGGCGAUGCAAGCCGCGCAGCAGGCGUACUACCAGGCGUACAUGCAAUACGCGCCUUCGUCCGCCAUGCCGACGCCCGCUUCCUCGCCAGGUAUGCCGAGCAUGCCGAUGAUGCCGAUGAUGCCGAUGCCGAUGAUGGAUGGCAGCAUGCCCAUGAUGCCGACGUCGUCUUCGUCCGCGAGCCACGGCUCGGCUGCGCGCGAUAGCAGCGCGCCUAGUCAGAGGUCGUCGACGGCAUGGGACGCGCCCAAGUCCAAAUCUCCACCGCCGCCCAUGGCACGGACGCACCGAGCCUAG